UUUUUUGCACUUGACGUUGGAUUGGUGUGUGAUUACGUGAAUACUAAACAUACCUAUUUUUGCGAAUUGCCUCAAUAAAAUGUACGCACGUUCACGCGCUGUUAGCCCUUUAAUCCGCCGCGCCUAUAGCCAGGCACAAAGAACGACUGGAGGCGCUAAGACUCCAGCCAGCAGCGGAAGUGCCGGAGCAAGUGGCAACGGCCCAUCAGUGAGCAAUGUUACAGGCCUAAGCAGCUCCUGUGUGAAACCAACUAGUUCGCCUGUGGGUCCUGGAGCGACAGCCAGUGGCGAUUACAAGGUGCCCGAGUACUUUUCCUUCAAUCGCUUCACUUACGCGGAAGCCGAGGUGGAAAUGGCCAAAUAUCGCUGCCCACAGCCAUCGGCGUUAAGAAAGUAGAAAGGAAAGGCGAUACAGAUAAAAAAUACAUAUAUAUGUACAUGUUAACCAAAUAGCAAAUCAAAUAAAACAUAAUUAUAAAUAUGUAAAAAUACAUACAUAUACAUA
Messenger RNA from Scaptodrosophila lebanonensis, 505 nucleotides. RefSeq lists its product as uncharacterized. Gene Ontology annotation, cellular component: mitochondrion. The coding region runs from base 80 to 397 and encodes 105 amino acids. NCBI's taxonomy places the organism in Eukaryota, Metazoa, Arthropoda, Insecta, Diptera, Drosophilidae. The transcript has a single exon. The record is from RefSeq and is a predicted model, not a curated record.